CUCCCGCACGGAAUUCCUGCGCAUCAGGAGCACAUCGUUUUCCCUUUUCUUUAGAGUCACUAUGUUGGGCCCAAUCGUGGGAUCCGUCAUGCUUUUGGUCGCUACCGCGAUCUUUCUAUACUACACGGCAUGGACUCUCCUUAUGCCCUUCGUCGACCCAGGCCAUCCUCUCCAUGACUUCUUCCCUCCCCGGGUCUGGGCGAUCCGCAUCCCCGUUUUCCUCACUCUACUGGGUUCGGCCGUGGUUGGUACAUUUAUUGGAAUCGUGAUGAUCAGUAGCAACAAGAAGAAGGCUGCGAAGGCAAAGGCAGCGGCGGCGAAAAAGAAGACCUAAAGGGUUCAGCAGCAGGUUGCAUGGGAGAGAUUAUGUCGGAUAUACCCCCUUGUGCAGGGAGCUGAUUUGAAAACCACAAAAAGGACCGAUGUUCUGGUCCAUGUAAUGUGUAUUAGUACGGAUUACCAAGUGUUGUUUUUUGUUUUUAUGGAUGUCGGCGUCUGUUUUGCUUUUCUUUGUUUUCCUUCUCCCUUGUUUGAGACCAGGAACCCAGAAUAGACAUUGGCUGUCUCAAGGUGAGGCGGAUGAUCAAUGACGAUAGCAUCGCAACGUGUGUCCAGUUGUAACACGUUGAAAUCAAUAAUGUGCUAUGUAGGUACAAAUGAAAUGAUCAGAUCAUCGGCGUCAUCUUCCAGUCACUGCCGUACUCGUAGUUAUGUGUAUUACCCGGGAAAGCCUUACAUGAUGGCA
Molecule: messenger RNA, 745 nt
Organism: Aspergillus ruber CBS 135680
Lineage: Eukaryota; Fungi; Ascomycota; Eurotiomycetes; Eurotiales; Aspergillaceae
Product: dolichol phosphate-mannose biosynthesis regulatory protein
Exons: 3
Coding region: 62-334 (90 amino acids)
Biological process (GO): GPI anchor biosynthetic process
Cellular component (GO): dolichol-phosphate-mannose synthase complex; endoplasmic reticulum membrane
Molecular function (GO): enzyme regulator activity
Source: RefSeq, a predicted model, not a curated record